Molecule: messenger RNA, 534 nt
Organism: Phaeoacremonium minimum UCRPA7
Lineage: Eukaryota; Fungi; Ascomycota; Sordariomycetes; Togniniales; Togniniaceae
Exons: 1
Coding region: 1-534 (177 amino acids)
Source: RefSeq, a predicted model, not a curated record
AUGCCUACCGUCCUAGGUCUCACCAACGAAAAGUCCCAUGCCUCUGGCCAGGUAUCGACGGACGUCAAGGCCAACGGCAGUGCCAGCGCCAAUGGCGGCUCCAAGAACAGCAGCGGCAAGCCGAAGGGCCGACUCAACACCAUCGCCAAGCGCAACCACGCGGCCGCCAUCGACAGCGAGACCCUGCUGUGGCGCGCGCUGACCGACGACCCGGAGGAGGCGCUCGAGUACCUCGCCGACGACUGCUCGAUGCUCAACCCCGUGUCGUUCAGCACGCACGACGUGAUCAAGGGCAAGAAGGAGAUUGAGAAGAAGCUCAAGGACAGCAUGCACUUCACCGGCUUCCGCAUCCACCCGGACAAGCAGGUCAUCGAGGUCGACCUGAUGGCCGUGGCCAUCAUGUACCGCGUCACGCUGUUCCAGCAGGGCGACAACGGCCAGGAGCAGAUCGAGUGCGUCGCCAGCUCCACUUGGAGACAGACGGCCGGCGCGGACUGGAUGCUCGUCGCCCAGCUCGUCGCUUAUGCAGACUAA